Aspergillus campestris IBT 28561 is the source of this 3015-nucleotide messenger RNA. Its product is annotated as putative cell wall proline rich protein. The record is from RefSeq and is a predicted model, not a curated record. The coding region runs from base 221 to 2971 and encodes 916 amino acids. Lineage: Eukaryota; Fungi; Ascomycota; Eurotiomycetes; Eurotiales; Aspergillaceae. The transcript has a single exon.
CUGUACACCUCCGGAGUUUGACACUCGGUGAUUGGGCUGUGUAGCUUGACGUCCGCUUAAUCAAUGGGAAUCUUGCGGCUUUGACGACCGCCAGGCGAUCUCCGGCUUUCCAUCCACUUCCCUCCCUCUCUCGGGAAGCCUUUGUGGUCUGGGGGUCCCUGUGUCUGGUCUGGUGGGAUUGUUCACUUCCAGGAUUGAUUUGACCCGACAAACGAUAAUUAUGACCUCGAUUUCCCUCCCUCCGCAGCCGCAUUCUGCUUCCGCCUUCGCCCAGUAUAUGGGCCCUCCUGCACAUUCUCCUGGCAGACACUCCCGCAACCUCACCAUGUCUGCCCCGUUGCCCAACCCGCCGUUCGUCUUUCCCGCCCGCGCACCGGACGACCCUCCGCCGCCGAAUCCCCAGCUUACGAGUCGUCCCGCCCUUCCGGCCUUUUCCUUCAACCCCGGAUCCGCGCAUACCACCCAACCAUCCCUGUCCGCGCCUGCCCCGAACCGUGGCGCCGGUCAUCGCCGGCGAUGCAGCGAAUUCGUCGGCGGGGAACACCUGGUGAGUCGGGGACAGAGGGAAGGGAGUCCGCCCAAGGACGAACGACCUCCCCAACCGCCGCCUACUUUCCCUCCCCCCGGACCUGGAUUUAGUGCCGGUGGCGCGGGCCGCCGUCGACAUGUCCACCGCCGCUCCGCCGCCGUCUCCAGUGUCGAUUUGACGGCGAUUCAGAAUGCGCUCAAUAUCCAACCGUCCGCCGGGAGUGCACCGUCGACCCCGGCGGACCCGGUCCAAUCACAGACGACGGGCGGCGAGAACACCCGACCCGUCUCCUACGCGGGUCCCAGCCUCCAUCAGCGGGUGACGCCGCCCACCUCGCCGCAGAUCCUGGUCGACGGGAGGUUGCCUCCGUACCCGCCGGAUGAUCCGCCCGAGUCCCCCGGGGACAGCCCGCCCAUCGAGGUUGAUGAGGGCGUGUCGGCCAAGGAAUCCAGGAGUUCUGACACUGUCCGUCCUGAAUUGCCGACGAGAAGUUUAGAUUCCUUGCCCGCCCGCGACCAGACACCGUCGCGGGCGGAUAAGACGAGACCCCGGCCCCGGACGGCAGAUGCAUCCUUUUGGUUCGGUCCGAAUGAACCUGGGAGCAACGAGUCGCGCGCCAAACGGCCACUAUCCGGUGCGGGACACUCUCGGUUCCGGAAGAGCAUGUCCUCGGGGGUUCUCGAGGCUGCCUUGCGGAAGAAUUACGCCAUGACGGAGGAUGAUCCCCAUUGGACGGACUCGUCGAGGCAUUCCUCGUCCGACGACGGCCACUCCGAUGCAUCCGAGGACGAGCACGAUCUGGAUGCCGGCACGGCCAAGAAGCGUUCCAAAGCGAAGCGGCGACAGAAGAAGGUGCGCUCGUGGGCGGGAGCCAUCCUGACGAGGAGCAAGAGUAAAGGCAAGAAACAGCAACCGAAAGCGGAUCUGGGGACGAAGCGGGUUCCGCCCCCGGUGCUCACCAGGACCAACUCGGAUGUCGGCUCGGGACUGGAUGUGGAUUUUGACGACGACAACACCGUUGUCCUGCGGACGCCCACCCGUCCCGACGGGCCCGGGUCCCUCUCCUCGUCCGCCGAGGACGUCGUCGAGCCCACGCCCUCGUUGGAAACUGCGUGGAAGCCCCGGAGUUUCUACGAGCAAAACAGCGAGCCCCAGCGUGAUGUGCUAAGUCCCAUCAUCGACUUGGAUGCGGCGCUCGGCCCCUUCAACACGCCCGACAUGCGCAAGGACCGACCGGAAAGUGGAUUCUCCGCCGCGACCAAGCGGAUGUACAGUGGAGGGCGUCGCGGAGAGUUCGUUGGCCCGGAGAUGCGUUAUCAUCGGCGCGCCGAGAGUGCUCCGGAGAUGCCCCCCUUCGACCGUAGUUUCCUGGGGAGCGCCCGGCUCGCCAACAACCCCUCGUUGGACAAUCCGGACGUGUUCUACGAAGAAGAAGAGGAUGCCUUUUUGGCGGCCACGAGUGCAUCUCCCAAGAAGAGUGAAGACCGGGGGCGCGCCCAAUCGUACCCCGUCUUCUCCUCCACCGAUGAGAGCGAUCGACAUUCCCAGGACAGCGGGGACAGCUCCGAUACGCUGGCCCACCGGCCCACCACUGAGCCAGUGGAUCCGGAAGCUGGUCGAGGCACCCCGACGCGGGGAACGGCGGCGGCGGAGGAGGAGGUUCUUGAGCCCAGUGUCCGAUCCGAUCGGAACGCCGAGAUGUCCAUGCGACCAGCCAGCUCGAGAGCCCCGGGUCCCGCCCCGGAAGUGAAGGAUCCGUUUGUUGACCCCCGGCGGGCUCCGACUGACGCCCCGUUGGACCAUUUCCGGCGGAUGCCGAUCCCACACAGUCCGGAUGUCUCCCCGCGGUUUGCACCAGCGGACCGUCGACCGAUCACCUCUCCGCUCGAGCUGCCGCCGAAUAUCCCGCACUUCUCCCUCCAGGGCGCCUCCCUUUCCAACUCCUCAUUCCCGUCGCCGAUCCUCACCGGCUCCUCCUCCGACGUCCCUCGAUCGAUCGCGACGUCGUCCACCGACCGGAAGUUCUCCAAUCCGUCGCAUCAUCCCUACAUGGAUUUCCCGCACGCGUCGUCGGACGACGUCCCUUCGCUCACCAGCAGCGCAUCCACCAUGACAAACACGCUGAACCGGUUCUCGGCCAGUUUCUUCCCCCGGCGGCGGCUGUCGACGGAUCGCUCGGCGUCGUUUUCCGCCACGGUGCCCCGUCGCACGAGCCAGGCCAACUCUUCGAAGCGAUCGAGCUUUGCCAGCCUAUCUAAGCUGGUGGUGGGCCCGAACGCAGAACGGAGCAAGCUCCGUCACGAGGAGAAGCCGCCGGGAGACGAGCCUGACAAGGCCAAACGGAAGGGUCGCCGGAUCAGCCGUCUGAUGCAAUUUUGGCGGACGAAAGACAAGGAUCGGCCGUCGUCCCAACGGACUGUCCACGAAGAUCGGCCUUCUUGAGCGCUCCGGAUACUGGGACGUUUUCGUGCGUGUAAAUAGCCAUC